CUUAAAACAUUCACUUCAUUGUGUCCUCGCAUCGCCGGAUGAGGUUCGUGUUGCUCCGCCUGAAGACGCGCGCGCAGCAGCAGUUGCGCAUCUCUCUGCCGCGAGACAAUCUUUGUGCGCGAGCCGUCAUCGGUAUCCGGAAGCGAACAGUCCCGUGAUGUCGAGGGGGCGAGUGCUAGCAUAGCAUCGGAAUGAGUAAAGUCCCCUUUCGCGAGUAGAAAACUUUCCGCGGUUCCUUGUCAGCUAACCGUCCCGGGCUGCUGUCGCGUACCGAAAACCGGGGUCGCCGUCGGCAGGAUGUAUCCUUCCGCACCGGGCUUUCACCGCGGCGCGGAGCCCCGCUCGGGAGCUAACGGGACGCCUUUCGGUUCGUCCCCCCGGAGCCCCUGGUGAGAUUUAUGCUGCCGCGCGGUUCGUCGGUCGCGGCGAGAGUUAUUCAACGCGCCGCGGUUAAGCUGCUCGCGCUGGAACCGGGGAGUUAUGGCGCGUUUGGCGUUGGAGCAGCUGUCAGACUUCGGGGAUUUCACAAACGGAGCCGAGCUGAGCGAGAUCAUUAAGCGGACGGGUGACGAGCUGUCGAACGUUCGCCUGAGCCCGGACGGGCGUCACGUCCAUGUCAUCCCGCGCGGACCCACGCUCGGACUCGUGACCCUGGACAAAUACGAAAGACCCCUUCUCGCCCAGAACCACAAGAAGCUGGACUUGCGGUCGACGCGGACCGUGCCCGUCGUGGAUAUUUUAUACCUGGACCAUCGCAACAGCGGCGGAGACGCCGCGGCCGUGGCCGUGGUUUAUGAGAAUGGAAAAGCGGAGUUUUGGAAAUACCAGGAGUGCAAAGCCGGCUGGCGUCUCCUGCAGACAUCCGAUUUGUGCAACAGCCCUCGGGCGAAAGUGGUGUCCGUCUGCGCAUGCGCCAAUAUGAUCGUGUGGUGCGAGGAGAGGGCGCCCUCGGAGAGCGCCCCUGCCCUCAGCUCCCCGAGGAACAAGCUGAGAUACUGCGUCUGCAGGCGGGACUUCGAGGUGGAGGAAGGGGCCGUCAGCCUGGGAGGGGUGAGAAUUGCCCUCCACAACAAUCCCAAAUUCACCGCGGUCAGCUCGGGUGAAUUUGUACACCUCCUUCCCGACGUGAAAGGGAAGCCGCCGAUGAGCAUCUCUAAGUGUUUCGUCUCCUGGUCCCCUCGCCGCGACUCCUUCACAAUCAGCGCCACGUGUAAGAGCACCCCCCUGAAGAAGCUUUCAGCCCAGGAGUCUGACUUAAAGAAGCUGGUGACGGACUGCGUGGGAUAUCUGUCGACCCUCGAACCGCCUGAGAUCUGUGCCUUCUCUCCCACAGCCUGCGGAGGCCUGCUGCUGCUGCUCGCCACUGGGUGGGUCUGUAUCCUGCAGAAAGACGGGACGCUGCGGCGGGUCUACAAACUGUCGGACAACUGCUCGGCGGUGCGCGGCGCUCCCGUCAGCCUGUGCAUGUACCAGGACAUCGUAGCGGUGCUGUUCGGGCAGAACCUACGUCUGAUAGACGUAAACUGUGGCAGGGAGCUGGCAAGGAUGACGCUGAAGGAAGAGGGGCUCUUGUAUGAAAAUCGGGCUGAAAGGGGUGCGCCUCACCUGCUCUCGGAAAGCGGCCUAUUCGUGGUUGUGGGCAGGGAGACGGGCUCCAGGGACUGCAGCGCCGUUCUGAAGCAGUCUGGUCUCGGUGGGGAGAGCGUUCACCCGGGCGCCCUCCUGGUAGAGGCCGUCUUCGAGGAGGCCUGUAAAUACUACCAGCAGAGGAGCCUGAGCAGCACCCAGCUCACCGUGGACGCGCUGAAGACAGGAGGCAGGUUCCAGGCUCCCACCUCGUUGGCGUCCAUCCUCAGGAACUACCUCGGCACGGGGCCGAGGCAGAAAGGAGCCGAGCCGGCGCAGAAUGGGGGAGCUGGGUGUGCAGCGGGACAAGACAAGCUGACGGGCUCUCUGGAGGCCGAGCUCAAGGCUCUGGUCUCUCUGGAGGAAGUGAAGGGGAGUUUAGUGAGGGGGAAUCCCAAGGAGGUGCUGGCGGUGUGCGAGAGUUUAGUUGAGAAAGAAGUAGCCAGGCUGCUCUCGGCCUCGGAGCUGGAUAAAGAGGCUCUGCUUUACCUCAACUCCCUCUUCAGCGUCUUCCCCGGGCAGUUGUGGAGAGCGGCGCGGGCCGCCCUCCAGCUGCACUGCAACGGGGACGGCUCCCUGUCCAGCGGGGCUCCCGCAGACGUGUGGAAAACGGUCCUCAGUGCCGCCGGGACGCCCGGCUCCCCGACCUGCUUCUCCUUCACAAACGGUGGGCCGAAGAGCAAUCACAGCCUCAAAGCGGAUCACAACGCCAACCGCACGGCCAAACCCAGCAGCGCCUCGUCCCCGGCCGCCCUGCCGGUGUUUGAGCUCCUGUGCCACUCUGUUUUCCACUUCCAGCCCAGCUGGUUGCCCAGGUUCCUGGAGCUCGCCCAGCAUCAGCAGCAACAGCAGGGCUCCGCCGGCCUGGGCCUCAGCCUGGCCUCCUCUUCCUCCUGGGGUUUCUCCGGCGGUCGAGGGGGGGAGGCCGGGGAUAACAACGUGCCGCUCUACAAACGUGCCCUGUGCGUCUUGUCCGGCCUGGCCCCGGACCGGGACAGACGGCAGGACCUGGAGGUGGAGCUGAUGCUGGUGAGCGGGCGGCCUAACGCCAUCCUGCAGGCGUUGAGGAUCCUCAUGGCCAAGCAGCGGUGGGAGCGGGUCACCCAGGUGGCCCAGAAGUUCUGCAAACAGAGUCCGCUGCUCAACAAGGAGAUUUUCACCACUCUGCUGUGCGAGGUGAUUCAGCACCGGGACCUGGACCCCUAUUUGGACCUGCUCUGGGCGCUGUGCCCCGAGGAACUCACGGUCACCACCAUUCUCAACUUGGUGCUGAAAAACCUUCCCUCCUCCAACGCCCCGUCGUCGUCGUCCUUCGCCGCGUCCCACAACGCCUCCACAUCGCCCGCUCCCUUUGCGGACCCCCACAGCGGCCAGUUGACCGUCGGGCUGUUGAAACCUCUGCUGAAGAAAGUCCUUCAGAGGGAGACCAAGCCCAGCCAGCGCUACGCGGACAUCCUCCAGUCCCCGUCGUUCCCCCCUCCCGCACCCCCUCGCCAGCCUGCACAGCCGCCCAGGUCCGUCUCAGAUCCGUGCAACGCUUCAUCUUUUGGCGGCGCAGAAACACCCGAUCGGCAGUCGUCCUCAAACACAACUGUGCAGAGAGGCCGGGCGGUGCUACCCGCGGACCUGAUUUCCAUCGACAAGACACCUCAACAUGGGGGGGGGGGAAACAUUCCACGCCUAAACUGACCAAUCUUUGAAACUGCAUUUGUGUGUUGACAAUUGCAUAUAUACAGAAUAUCCAUAUGUUGCAGGUGAUAAUGCCAAUCAUUGUCAUGAUAAUCAAUCAAUCAUGAUAAUUGAUAAUGUUUUAAAAAAACAAGAUUGGUAAUGUAAGAUAGUGUGACUACUAAAAACUACAAAAUGACUACUAAAGAUCUUACUGUGUGUAAAUAGUGCAGGUAAUCUUACUGUGUGUAUGCACUGUAUCUGCAAUGUUAUUUAUCUCUUAAGCCUUAACUGCAAGUGGAUGAGAAUACUUAGUUAAUAUUUAGCUUAGUCUUCAUCAGAACACCAUCGAUAUAGAAUGUCAUUUUGUCUUUGUCUGCUCGGUCUAAAACAAAGCCCCGGAGUCCCAUUUCUGGAAUAAGUGUACAAUAUCCUUUUUCGUUUCGAGUAUCUUGUGUCGGCUAAUUGUAGCCAAGUAUAGCUGCCGUUCAGUGUUUCCACGCAGUGGGUCACUGAGACAAGCCGGCCUUUGUGUUGCAUUGCUUCCUUUUAAGUGGGGACUAGUUUAGAAGAGGGGUGUACGGAGGCCCCAGGUUCCUUUUAUCAACCUCUCGUUUUGUACUCAUAAGCGCUUAAAUAUUAACCUGGUUUCAACGGGCUCAAACAUAAAACAUUCUGCCUUUUGCGUCGUCCAUUUGUCCCUCUAGACUCCAUCUUGUCCUCUCUGCUCCCUGGCAGCCCAACUCCCAGGACAUUCCAGACAUAAUACCCACUAAAAGUCACUCACAGUUUGACUUUAAAUUCAAUUUUGGAGGUAAUUGUGUUAGGAUUUGAGUGUGGGUUUGGUACGCUGUGACUAACAAGGACUCCCUGCUGCUUGGAUACGAGGUCAUGUAUGUCCCCCUUCAUGUACCCAGUGGGAGUAAUGUUAUUAGAGAUAUUAGGUCCUUUUGGCCCUGUUAGUUUUCUCCAUGCUCUGGAACUGAUCGCACUUUUACAUCUUCCCCGUCAGUAUUGUUCGUAUCGUGCAUCUGUUCAAAUUAAUGUUUUUGGAUUAAGUGCUGUAAACAGAAGUAUGCUGAAGUGCCUGUAGUAUUUAAUGCAUUGUCAAAGUUUUUGCAGUAUGUUUAUAGCUUGUUUUAAUCAACGAAAGAAGCGUUCAGCAAAACGUUAUUUAUUUUGGUUCCAUUUUUUUUGAUGACUACUGAAACUGAAACUACCCUUUUCCCUGAGAGACAUCCCUAAACGCCGAAUGACAAUCAAACUCCAAAAUGCCGCAAAACGAUCAGUUCAGAGUGGCCUUGGCAGCACCGCUGUUCAUUUACAGCGCGGUGCCACAUUCCUGCAGCAGCUCUCUGAUGCUGUUCGACUGGAGUGCACGUGUUAAAUGUUCAUUUGCCACAACCGUAUUUCAGUUUGUAAGAAUUCUUCCUGGAUUUGCUCGCACAAAUUCUCCGCCUACAUUCUUACUUUUUUACUUUGGGCGUGAUGCUCUACUUUAAGUGUUAUUUGAAAAAAGAAAAGAAAAAGCAAAUGUAUUAAACUGUAGAUAAAACCUGUUUGCCCUCCCUUGAUUUUCAUAAUGUGUAUUCUGCAAAAAAUAUGGAGCUUAUUAUAUUCAAUGUUGUUGUAACUGAAGUUUUGAUUGCACUCCGGCAGCUUUUGAAAGUUUGUUGAGGUGCUGUUUUAGGUUGCGUUGUGUUCCUCACUGAUGAAUGGAGGGUUGGGGGGGUGACCGACGCCUGACCCACAUACCUACCCUGUUCUCGCAGUUUGAUGUAGAACAGUUCUGCUAUUCAAUCUGAAAACAACUAACAUGGACAAAUAUACUUGUGAUUUAUUUACAGCGAAUUAUAUCAAAGUAGAAGCAGUUUACAGAUACAAAGCUUAGCCAUUAUACACCCAAUCAUUCAGUCACAUGAUCCAGUUUCACCAUGUCCCUUCCAUGGCCAAAUCCACUUAGAGUGUGUGUGUGAGAGAGAGAUCUAGCGAAAGGGUUUGAGUGUAAAUGCACUCAUACGUUUUUAGGGUCUGGGCCUGUAGGGGGAACGUGUCGUCGUUACCCAUUAAGCUUCUCUUAAUAGAAUAAUUAAUAAUUAAACGUUAAUAGAACAACGAAGGCUGUGCUGGGCUACGGUGCACGUGUGCGGUUCUCACAGCAAACAGCCAGUUCCACGUGGGAAUGUGAAAGGAUGUGAUCACGGGAGUGUAAUAAGUGCAGGGUAGUAACUUGUGCAUGUUAAAUGCAAGAGGCAAAGGGGAAUAAGGGGCUUCUCAAAAGGGACCAAAGUGAGUCGUAACCAGAGUCGAUGGUUGACAUAAAAUCCCUCGUUUUUCCUCGCUCUAUUUUAUUUUCACUUUGUCAUACUGUACAUUUCUGGCUUUGGUUUUAUUUUCUCUUUAUCUCCCAUUGCAAGGGUGAGAGUCCCGCUGGCUCAGUAAGUGGACGGAUUCACUUGUAAUUCUAAUUAUAGAUGCAUUCAGUAAACAACAAUGAAGCUCAACAGAUACUCUACCUGUA
Messenger RNA from Gasterosteus aculeatus aculeatus (three-spined stickleback), 5815 nucleotides. RefSeq names its product HPS6 biogenesis of lysosomal organelles complex 2 subunit 3 (gene hps6). The record is from RefSeq and is a predicted model, not a curated record. Lineage: Eukaryota; Metazoa; Chordata; Actinopteri; Perciformes; Gasterosteidae. Gene Ontology annotation, biological process: lysosome localization; protein localization to membrane; organelle organization. Gene Ontology annotation, cellular component: lysosomal membrane; BLOC-2 complex.